Guyanagaster necrorhizus is the source of this 292-nucleotide messenger RNA. RefSeq lists its product as uncharacterized. NCBI's taxonomy places the organism in Eukaryota, Fungi, Basidiomycota, Agaricomycetes, Agaricales, Physalacriaceae. The coding region runs from base 1 to 198 and encodes 65 amino acids. The transcript is spliced from 2 exons. The record is from RefSeq and is a predicted model, not a curated record.
AUGUCUGCCCCACAAACCACUACCUCUGUUGCUACCCGCUCCAACCAGGGCACCGUUGCACCCAAGGAAGCUUUGAAGCUUCGUCUUGACCUCAACCUCGAGGUUGAGAUCGCCAUCCAGGCCAAGGUCAACGGGGACAUCACCCUUUCCCUCCUGCCUGGAGAGAGGGUAUUAGAUUGCGGUUGUCGGGUUCGGUAAGGAUUCGCUUUGCUGAAUACCAGUUUUUAUUGAUGCUGACGUCUAAAUGCCUAGCCUAUAAUCAUGUCGAUUACCUUCUUCCUAUCCUUCAUUU